AUGUCAAUAGAGUACUCGGGACAAACCAACGGGGACAGUAAUACGAGCGAUGGACGCAUCAAGUUCGUCUUCUUAUGGUCAUGGCUUUCUCGAAAGAGUGCGUCCAAUGUGCCGUGGGUGUCUGUCUUGGUACCGACCCUGAUGCCGAUUGUGCUCUUAUCGGCCAACUUAUUCAAGCCGGGCGCUACGCCCAAUAUCCUCCGUACCAUAUAUGAGUUUGUAUGUUCUGCUAUCUUGAUUGUAUGGGCAAUACAAAUCAUCACUAAUAUGUGCUUCUGUGGAUCUGUGGAGAGCAAUGUUGGACUGUACAGAAAUGCCGGCGUGCCUAGCCUUUCGUUACAGGACAUCAAGAACGACAAAUGCACGCGACGUUGUGAUUCCAUUGCAGUCAUCUUGUGUUUCCUCAUUUUCCUAGGUGGUCAUUAUGUAGCAUUUCGCGACAACCCCACUAGACUACAAUUCUCCAGCAGUGCUUUCAUGACUCUCAUGCUUCCAUGCGCAUACGCCAUUACGAAACGUUUUUAUUAUUUUGAAGCCGAUGAAGAAGACGGGAUAUAUUGCGCGGACGGCGAAGUUCAGGUGCGGCUAAUUGGAGGGUUGUUCAAUAGGAGCACUGCGCAAUAUGCAUCAUCGCGAUCCCGUGAUCGUUGA
Molecule: messenger RNA, 651 nt
Organism: Alternaria atra
Lineage: Eukaryota; Fungi; Ascomycota; Dothideomycetes; Pleosporales; Pleosporaceae
Exons: 4
Coding region: 1-651 (216 amino acids)
Source: RefSeq, a predicted model, not a curated record